This is a messenger RNA of Peronospora farinosa, 1740 nucleotides long. NCBI's taxonomy places the organism in Eukaryota, Oomycota, Peronosporomycetes, Peronosporales, Peronosporaceae. The record is from the annotation of a GenBank genome assembly.
AUGCCACUACAGGACGUGUUUUCAUUGCUACAGAAGGAAUUAGAGGUGAAGACGCUCCAGAAUCCAAUGAUACGUCAAGCGGUGGACUCGUUUUACUUUUAUUGUGCUCACGAGGCCGAGAAAAAUGGACUUCGAGAGGCAUUUCGACGACAAGUGCUGGAUUAUUUCAACCAGAAAGUCUUUUUAUAUCAAGAUGAAGACGAGACCAAGCCUUUUGUGAUGGGAAAGUCAGUGAAUGAAGCAGUUUUUGGAUCCGUGAUCAAGUUACAUUUAGCAGGAGGAGACACUGAAGCAGCUUGGAGGCUCAUUAGUAAGCUGAAACGAGCAGUGAAGGACGGAGCAGUGAAGGAUGGAGCAGUGAAGCUGCACUUUCGGACAGUGAGUCCAUUGCUCGAGCAUGAGUGCAGACACAAUCAAUUUCUGAGUGCUUAUUCGAAAUGGCAGCAGUUGAAACAACAUGAUGUCGAGUGGACAAGUGCCAUGGAGGACGUACUGGUGCAGAUGGUGAUUGCGUGUGUGAAACACAACAAACAGCAGCUGAAGAAGGACUCUACGGACAUGUUGAAGACUGAGACGAGGGAAUCGCAUUUCCAUGCACAAAUGACAUUAUUGUUGCAUGAUCUACAACUCACCUGUCGAGAGGUGUCUCCACCGAACGCUCAGGGGCUAAUGCAUGCAUUCCAUGAUGCUAAUUAUGCUGUGAAAACCGUGUCGAGUGACGUACAGAUGAGAGCACAGUGUCCGUGUUGUGGACAUGCUUUGUUAAAGCAGGGAAUGUCGGAACCUGAACGUGAGAACAUGUUGAGAGCUAUUGAAUCUCGUCGUAGCAAAGUGCCACCAGAAAAUACAGUGAAAGAGUAUCUACAGCCAUUCCGAGACUGGUUGAUGCUUCGCCACAAAAAGUUCCAGCUUCAACACCUUGUUGAAGAGGAAAAGGACGACAAGCUUCUGCACUAUGUGCUGGACGGACCUAAUAUCGCAUACAUUAACCAGAAUUUUGGAGCCGGAACGUAUCGCUUGGACCAAGUGGAUGCUGUUGCGAAAGAACUUCAGGCUCAGGGUCACCUCGUGAGCAUUACGAUGCCUGCAGCUUACCUUGCUAACAAAUUUGUGGUACGUAUUCGCACCAAGCACUUUAAGGAAUUACGUCGCCACGGUAAAUUUGUCUCUCGCGAGCGCACGCCUGAGGAGAAGAUAAUUUUGGCACGCUGGCAGGAUGCAGACAUGAUCUAUAGCUGCCGCACAGACUUUUUGUCGGACGACCUCUUUUGGUUGUACGCCAGCGUACUGAUGGGACAUGAAGGACGCGUGGUCACGAACGACCAAGGUCGUGACCACGUCUUCGCUUUACUCAAUGGCUAUGACAGUACAAGUGCAAAUGCUCGGACUCAGAAGAAUGGCAAGAAGAGUGCUGUUGAAAUGAGCACACCCGCAGAUGUUCCAUCCAUCUCAAUGGACCUAAUUGCUCGUUGGAAAGACAUGACGACCGUGAAUAUUGAGAUCGAGCAUGACGAAGUUGCGUACGUCGCUAGAGGUGAUGAUCCAACGGCGCUCAUGCCCAUCGAGUCCGUCCGACUGCUUCAUCCCCAACCGUUCUCGCGCGUACCCCAAGUGACAGCACCGCAGCAUUUUCAUUUCCCGAUAGCAGACCAAGCAAAUCAAAAUGAACAUCCAAACCAGGCACAGAAUCAAAGAAAGCGCACGCGAUGGCUUUGUGCUCAUCUUGAGACAAUCGACUGA